CAAGCAACUGGCUCUAAAGAGGCCCUGCCAGUAGUUAGUCAUGAACUGUGAGGGUCACACAUAGCUACCCCACCAGGCGAUCUACUCUCAGUCUUCCUGAGUCCUAGGCUAUUGAGGACAAGUAGCUUGGUCUGCUCUUUGUCAAGGGUAGCUGUGACACUGGUUUGCUGUUGCUGCUGCUGCUGCUGCUGCUGCUGCUGCUGCUGCUGCUGCUGCUGCUGCUUCUGUAUCCUCUUUGGGAAAUCAGACUCAUAAAACUGCCACCCAUUCGAGGUUCUCAAAGCAGAGCCAUCUACCUGGAGCAUGAAGCUUCCAAAAGCCCAGCUCUGGCUAAUACUGCUGUGGGCAUUGGUGUGGGUGCAGAGUACAAGAUCUGCGUGCCCGUCCUGUGGGGGCCCAACACUGGCACCCCAAGGAGAACGCGCUCUGGUCCUGGAGCUAGCCAAGCAGCAAAUCCUGGAGGGACUGCACCUAACCAGCCGUCCCAGAAUAACUCGGCCUCUGCCCCAGGCAGCACUGACCAGAGCCCUCCGGAGACUGCAGCCCAAGAGCAUGGUCCCUGGCAACCGAGAGAAAGUCAUCAGCUUUGCUACCAUCAUAGACAAAUCCACUUCAACCUACCGCUCCAUGCUCACCUUCCAGCUGUCCCCUCUUUGGUCCCACCACCUGUACCAUGCCCGCCUCUGGCUGCAUGUGCCUCCCUCUUUUCCGGGCACUCUGUACCUGAGGAUCUUCCGUUGCGGCACCACUAGGUGCCGAGGAUUCCGCACCUUCCUAGCUGAGCACCAAACCACUUCCUCUGGCUGGCACGCCCUGACUCUGCCCUCUAGCGGCUUGCGGAGUGAGGACUCUGGCGUCGUGAAACUCCAACUGGAAUUUAGACCCCUGGACCUUAACAGCACCGCUGCGGGACUGCCACGGCUGCUCUUGGACACAGCGGGACAGCAACGUCCCUUCUUGGAACUUAAGAUCCGAGCUAAUGAACCUGGAGCAGGUCGGGCCAGGAGGAGGACUCCCACCUGUGAGCCUGAGACCCCCUUAUGUUGUAGGCGAGACCACUAUGUAGACUUCCAGGAGCUGGGGUGGCGGGAUUGGAUCCUGCAGCCGGAGGGAUACCAGCUGAAUUACUGCAGUGGGCAGUGCCCGCCCCACCUGGCUGGCAGUCCUGGCAUUGCUGCCUCCUUCCAUUCUGCCGUCUUUAGCCUCCUCAAAGCCAACAACCCUUGGCCUGCGGGUUCUUCCUGCUGUGUCCCCACUGCACGAAGGCCUCUCUCUCUCCUCUACCUUGACCAUAAUGGCAAUGUGGUCAAGACCGAUGUGCCAGACAUGGUAGUAGAGGCCUGUGGCUGCAGCUAGCAACAGGGCCUGAAGGUUCUGGGUGAAGUUCAAGGUUCAAGUUGGGGGUUCCCACGUGUCUGGAAGCUCGAGUUCCGGAUCCAUACUGACACCCAAUAAGCUGUGUAGCAGUAUGCCUGGGUUUGACCCCUAUGGAACUUAAAUGGGCGUUUUCUUGUCCCAGAUUCUGGCCUAUUUCAGGCUGUUUCAAAUGUGGACAGAUGGGUAAAGCGUUGCCUUUCAAGGGACUGCCUGGCCAGCACCAUUUUCUACAUCAAGCCCUGUUCCAGGACAGCAGGGAUGCCGUGGGAGGGAAGGAAGAACACAGGGAGAAACUAUUUAGUCUCUCCCGAGAAAGAAGUUCCUCAAGUAAUGAAGGCGGAAGUAGAAGGGUGGGCAGAUUAGGAAAAGACAAACAUACAGGCUAAGAACAGGGUGCAUUGCCUGCUUUGACAAGGUCAAGAGGAAGAGGAGCAGGCGCCGAGGAAGGAGGGGUGUCGGGGUCCCUGGAAUCGAGAAUCAGUAAAAAGGGGUGCUGAACUCGUAAGUUCUUAGGCUUCCCCCUCGAGGACAGGACCCACGCGGGUGACAUACAUUUUAUAUUUUCUUAAUAAAAAGGAGAAAGAAAAGCACCAGAGAAUUGUGUAAGGGGUUGUUAAAAUGGGCCAGAAGCGAAGUGUGGUUUGGGGACCUCUGUGCCCCAGCGGGUUUCUGAGACUUUCUCAGGGGUUUUCAAGACUAUUUUCAUAAUCACACUGAGAUGUUAUUUAUCAUUUGCUACCAUUAUCUUUACAUUGUACAGUGGGAACAGGGUGUGGUGGCUUACACUUAUAACUACAGCACCGUGAGUUCAAGACCGGCCUUCAUAGUGAAUUC
Molecule: messenger RNA, 2211 nt
Organism: Mus musculus (house mouse)
Lineage: Eukaryota; Metazoa; Chordata; Mammalia; Rodentia; Muridae
Gene: Inhbe
Product: inhibin beta-E
Exons: 2
Coding region: 304-1356 (350 amino acids)
Cellular component (GO): extracellular region
Molecular function (GO): growth factor activity; hormone activity
Source: RefSeq, marked reviewed